Molecule: messenger RNA, 4645 nt
Organism: Thlaspi arvense
Lineage: Eukaryota; Viridiplantae; Streptophyta; Magnoliopsida; Brassicales; Brassicaceae
Source: the annotation of a GenBank genome assembly
AUCGGCUUAUCAUAAUUCUUUUAUGAUACACUCGUCCGCAUUCAAUCAGUAACGAAGCUGGGGGUUUCAAAGUGAUUAGGUAUUGCUCCGCCGCUUUUCGGCCACUCCAACAUUUGCCACAUUUUAAUUUUCGUUUCGUCUCCUUCAUCUCGACGUUUUUUCUUCUUUAGAUCUACUUAUCCAUGGCUUCGCUUAAUUACUAGUGUUGUUGCAGUCUCUGUGUGAUAUCAUUCUGGGGAAAAAGAAGUUUUAAGAGUUUUAAUCACUUCUACUGAUUUAAGAUAUGGCCACUUUGAACCCUUUUGAUCUGUUGGGUGACGAUGCCGAGGAUCCGACCCAGCUCGCCGCCUCCAUCCCUCCACCGGAGAAAACUGAUAAGUCCAAGAAAUCUGGACCGACUUCAGCUGCUGCGAAGGUUUCGUCAAAGCAGAUUCCUACUUCCCAAGCUGUGAGAGGGGCUAGGAGUGAUGCUCCACGCGGUGGUGGUAGAGGCGCCAACGGAGGAGCUGGCCGUGGUCGUGGUGGUUACAACCGUGAUUCCGGACGUGGUGAUGGUCCCGGAGGUAACAAUGGAUAUUCAGGAGGAGGGGGAUACAGUAAGCCGUCAGAGGGAGGAGACGUUUCAAAGUCUUCUUAUGAGAGGCGUGGUGGUGGAUAUGGCGGUGCUCCUCGUGGCUCCUUCCGUGGUGGUCGUCGUGGUGAAGAUGGUGAAGGCGAACGUCCUCGAAGAACAUAUGAGCGUCGUAGUGGAACUGGAAGAGGGGGUGACUUCAAACGUGAAGGAGCUGGUCGUGGGAAUUGGGGAACACCAGGAGAAGAAGUCUUUGCUGGCGAGACUGAAGAAGUAGCUGGUGUUGAGGCUGAGAAGGAUGCUGUGGAGAAGCCUGCUGUUGAUGAUGUAGCAGCUGAUGCUAACAAGGAGAACACUGCUGAAGUCGAGGAGGAGAAAGAGCCUGAGAACAAGGAAAUGACUCUGGAUGAGUAUGAGAAAAUUCUUGAAGAGAAGAAAAAGGCCCUUCAAACUCAAACCACCUCUGAGAGGAAAGUUGAUGCUAAAGAGUUUGAAUCAAUGCAGCAACUCUCAAACAAGAAGUCCAACGAUGAAAUCUUCAUCAAGCUGGGUUCUGAUAAGGAUAAACGCAAAGAUGACAAAGAGGAGAAGGCUAAGAAGUCUGUGAGCAUCAAUGAGUUUCUGAAGCCAGCUGAAGGUGAGAACUACUACCGAGGAGGUCGUGGCGGCCGUGGACGUGGUGGUCGUGGCCGUGGAGGUGUUUCAAGUGGCGGAUUUGGUGGUUACCGUAAUGAAGCUGCGCCUGCUAUUGGAGAUACUGCUCAGUUCCCAUCUCUUGGGGGCAAGUAAGAUCCAACAAUGAAAAACUCGUCCGGUCUCCUUCCUUUAUCCUCCCCUGGUGAAAUUGAGAAUGAAGGAUUUCGUGCGAGUGUCUACUGUUUGCCGGUCUUUUGUUGUCAGGUGUAAAUUUUUAGUUGUCGUCAGUUUUUUUAGUUUUUAUGCAAACUUAUGCCUGACCGGUGUUUUUUUUUUUUUUGUUUACUCGUGAAACAUUUACACUCUUGGUUUACUCAUUUAGUCUUUUUAGUCGUUGUUGUUUUCUUAUUUAUGAAACAUGUUUUCAGUUCCUAGUGUUAUCGGUUUUGAGUGUUCACUGAGUUCUCUCUGUCACCUCCUUUCUCAUUUCUGGUCAUGUUGUACAACGUAUAAAAUCUGUAAUAAUUUGACAUUGUAGCAUAAGAUUCAGAAGUUUAUGUUUGCAAGAGUUACGAGUGAAGCAAGCUCACGUCAUUUUUACUCUCUGGCUACAUUAAAUAUUACGAAACACGUUCCUGGGGGGGAUUUGUAGGAUGUGUGCAUAUUCUCGAUAUGUUUUGUCAUAAACCAUGAAAAAUGUUUUCUCGCUUAACAUUCAUCCGCCACUCAAACGCUGGAAAUUUCGAUUCUUUUCGCUCUCCGCAGAAAACCCAGAUGCCAUUUUGGUGGGUUCAUGUUUGUCUUCCUCUUGUCCAUCGCCAGAUCCAUCUCUGGUUCGCUCCAAUAACUUGACGCUUCAAACGACGGAUAAACCUUCUGAUGAAGACCGGAUCUUCCCGUUGAACAAGAUUAUAGCAAGAUGUGUACGUUCAGGAGAUAUGGAUGGGGCUCUCAGAGUGUUUCACGGGAUGAGAGCUAAGAACACAGUCACAUGGAAUACACUGCUCGUUGGGGUUUCUAAGGAUCCAAGCAAAAUAAAGGAAGCACAUCAACUGUUCGACGAAAUCCCCGAACCAGAUACUUUCUCCUACAACAUAAUGUUAUCUUGCUACGUUCGUAACGGCAACUUCGAGAAGGCACAAGGCUUCUUCGAUGGUGGUCCAUUCAAGGACGCGGCGUCAUGGAACACGAUGAUCACAGGGUACGCACGGAGAAGGGAGAUGGAAAAAGCGCGGGAGUUGUUCAACGCCAUGACGGAGAAGAACGAGGUUUCUUGGAAUGCAAUGAUCUCCGGUUUCGUAGAAUGCGGGAAUUUGGAAAUGGCAUCGGAGUUCUUCAAAGCGGUUCCGGUUAGAGGCGUCGUGGCGUGGACGGCGAUGAUCACAGGGUACAUGAAAGCCAAGAAGGUUGAAUCAGCUGAGGCAAUGUUCAAAGACAUGACGGUGAAGAAAAACCUCGUUACUUGGAAUGCAAUGAUCUCUGGUUACGUCGAAAACUCUCGGCCGGAAGAUGGAUUGAAGCUAUUCAAGGUAAUGCUCAAUGAUGGAAUUAGGCCUAACCCGUCAGGACUAAGCAGCGUACUGCUUGGAUGCAGCGAGUUAUCAGCGUUACGGUUAGGGAGGCAGAUCCAUCAGAUAGUGUGUAAAUCUACACUGUGCAGCGACGUAACCGCGUCGACGUCUCUGAUCAGUAUGUACUGCAAAUGUGGAGAACUCGGCGAUGCUUGGAAACUCUUUCAGGUUAUGAGGAAGAAAGAUGUUGUGGCGUGGAACGCGAUGAUCUCCGGGUAUGCGCAGCACGGUAAAGCGGAAAAGGCUCUGUCUUUGUUCAGUGAGAUGAGAGAUGAUGGCAAUGUCAGGCCGGAUUGGAUAACGUUCGUCGCGGUUUUGCUGGCUUGCAACCAUUCUGGACUAGUGGAUAUUGGGGUGGAGCAUUUCGAGUCGAUGGUGAGAGAUUACAAGGUGGAACCACGGCCUGAUCACUACACGUGUAUGGUUGAUCUUUUGGGUAGAGCUGGGAAGCUUGAGGAGGCGUUGAGAUUGAUAAGGUCAAUGCCGUUUAGACCACACGCUGCUGUCUUUGGGACGCUCUUAGGGGCUUGUAGGGUUCACAAGAAUGUGGAACUGGCUGAAUUUGCAGCAGAGAGACUGCUUCAGCUCGACCCGAGAAACGCAGCCGGGUUUGUGCAGCUUGCGAAUGUCUACGCGUCGAGGAAUCGUUGGGAAGAUGUUGCAAAGGUUCGCAAGAGAAUGAAGCAGAGCAAUGUUGUGAAGGUACCUGGAUACAGUUGGAUCGAGAUUCGGAACAAGAUUCACCAUUUCAGAUCAAGUGAUCGGAUUCACCCGGAGCUAGACUCAAUACACAAGAAACUGAAGGAGUUGGAGAAAAAGAUGAAGCUGGCUGGAUACAAACCAGAGCUAGAGUUUGCAUUGCACAAUGUAGAGGAAGAUCAGAAGGAGAAGCUACUGUUAUGGCAUAGCGAGAAGUUGGCUGUAGCUUUUGGGUGCUUAAAACUCCCUGAAGGUUCACAGAUACAAGUUUUCAAGAACCUGAGAAUCUGUGGUGAUUGUCAUAAAGCAAUCAAGUGUAUAUCGGAGAUAGAGAGACGAGAGAUUGUAGUGAGAGACACCACAAGGUUUCACCAUUUCAAAGAUGGGGCUUGCUCUUGUGGCGAUUACUGGUGAAAAAGAGAAGAGCUUUGACUCUUCCUUCUCUGUUGGGUCAAAUGUGACGUGAAGACAGUAUAUAUAUGCGUUAUUGUGUGAAAAAAUGUUUCCACCUUUGACUUUAGAAGUUUACGUUAGAGGAGAGAUGCGUAGAUCAGCGAGUGGCUCAACGGUUUCCGAUCAAAAUUUUCCGGCGAAUCUUUCAACGCCGUCACUGACUCCGCCACGAUCUCAGAGCGUUACAGCUAUGGAAGAUGAUGUGGAGCUGCUUUUGCCAAAGUUCGACCCGAAUUCUCAACCAGGGAAGAGAGAGAAGUCAAGAUUCAGAUCUGCAGAAAACGUCAUCCAUUUCAUUCCUCUCAUUUUGUUGCUCUGCGUCGUAGUCCUCUGGCUCUUCUCUCAUUCAGCAGCGUUAAGGAGUUGACUUGAAGAAGCAAAAGUAUCAGUCUCCAAUGGGAAGAGGUUCCACAUUUGCGGUUGAGUCAGUUUUGGGAAAGAACACAACUUUUCACUGCCAAGUGCCAAGGAGAUUCUUUUGUGGUCGCAAACUCUUUUGUUGUGUUGUCUUGAUUUUUUUUCUUUACACACACACACAUUUAUAGAUAUAGGGGAUUGUCUGAAAAAGUGAUAUAUUUUCCAAUGAAAUGUUGUUUGAAAAAUGUGAAAUUUCGCGUGGGUAAAUAAACUAAUUCAACAUAAUAAAGAAACAAUUCUUAAUUAGGUGAGGGUAAAUUGGUAAUCUAAUAAUAAUCAUUCUAUUGGUCAAAAAAAU